CUGAUUUCGAUCGAGGUCCAAUUGGGGACAAUUAUAGAAGAACACCAUCUCCGGUUCGAAAACCAACUACCGAAACAACAAAAGAAGAUCUGGAACCUGAAAAGAAAGUGAAAUUUGCACUUCCUUCUCCCGAACUUCCAGCUUCUUCGCCGCCACCAAAACCACAGAAACCAAAACUGCCAUCUCAGAAAAUUGCUCCAAUUACAGUUCAGCCAACAAUCGUGACGAUUCCGGAUAAAAUACAUAAAGAAGGAAAAGAGCAACAAGGAGCAUGUGCAUAUUGUAAAAGAGAAUGUGGAUUAUGUAUUGUCACGUUAUGUGCACAAUUUUGAAAUUAAUAUUUUAUAAAAUUUACUUUUUGAUAUUCUUUUCUGAAAAACCAUGACUUUUCCAAAAGAAAAUAUCAACAACUACGCCAGUUCUUCGUUCAAUUAUAAAUACCUAAUUGAAGAAUUUCUUCAAUGGAGCUCCUCAUGUAAUCGCAUCUCCUAUCCUACCAAAUACUUUGAUUUUCUACUCGUCAUCAUCAUGACUUUUGUGUUCCUUUGUCUAGUAUAUUUACUUAUUUGGAUUGAAGUUUUGUUGAAUUCUUCUCGGCCUGAUCCAAAGCAUCGUGUCUAUUACCCGAGAACAAAUUUUUGGCAGAGAACAGACUAGAAGAUUUUGAUAAUUAUUUUAAGUUAUUUUUUAAUUUUUUUUCUGACUAUGAAGUUUUUAGAAAUUAAAA
Molecule: messenger RNA, 727 nt
Organism: Caenorhabditis elegans
Lineage: Eukaryota; Metazoa; Nematoda; Chromadorea; Rhabditida; Rhabditidae
Gene: mps-4
Product: MinK-related peptide, potassium channel accessory subunit protein 4
Exons: 3
Coding region: 382-657 (91 amino acids)
Source: RefSeq, marked reviewed